GGAGGCAGAUGGAGCGACUCCACAGGAUAAGAGAGGAGGAGGAACAGAGGAGGAAAGCUGAACUGGAGCAUUUGCAGCUGGAGGAGGAGAAGAGGCAUGAGGAGGAGAUCAAGAAACUACACGAGAUGACUGAGAGUGAGAGGACAGAGUACCUCCACAGGAAGGAGCAGGAGGAGGAGGACCGGAGGAGAGAAGAGGAGGAGGAGGACAGGCUGCAGGCAGAGCUGCUCGACACGUAUAGAGAUGGCGCUAUUGCAGCAGCAUUUGGCCUUUAAGAGAGGUCUCCUGUUGCAGGCUGGAGGUCUGGAUAAAACCCAAAGUAUCUCCAGACCAUGGAUCUACUCCUACUUUGCUUUGUUACAGAUACUGGGUCAAAAUCCACCUAAAGCUGAGACCAUGACCCCCUGACUAUAAGAUUAUAAUUUGUGAAAUUAAUUUGUAGCUCAUUGUCGGAAAUUAAAUCAUUCUUGGGUUUCUAAUGAAAAUGGUACAUAUAAAGUUUAAAAUCAU
Molecule: messenger RNA, 510 nt
Organism: Monopterus albus (swamp eel)
Lineage: Eukaryota; Metazoa; Chordata; Actinopteri; Synbranchiformes; Synbranchidae
Exons: 3
Coding region: 9-275 (88 amino acids)
Source: RefSeq, a predicted model, not a curated record